UACUACCUACUACCAAAAAAUCCAAAAAUGUUGGCUUGACAUGUGGAAAGAAAGGAUUUUUUUUCAUGUGAUGAUGAGAAGGAAUGUAGGAAAAUGGGCACUACUGGAAAAUAAAAAAUUUGCGAAACCCUAAUCCUACUUUUAUCAGCUAACUCCUCAUCGUCUUCGCCGCUAUCGACUCUCUCAGUUCACUGUGUUUAGUUCCUCCAAAUUUCGUUUUCAGUGGUCACUUGAAUUUUGAUAAUGAGUAAGAAGAAAGUGCUGGUGUUCUUGGACAUAUGUAUUGACGGAGAUCCAUUAGAAAGGAUGAGUUUUGAGCUGUUCACUGAUGCUGCUCCAAAGACUGCUGAAAAUUUCCGUGCACUUUGUACCGGAGAAAAAGGAAUCAGCCCUAAGACUGGAGCACCUCUGCACUACAAAGGAACCUUUUUCCAUCAAAUUGUGAAGGGAUCUGUGGCUCAGGCUGGAGACUUACUAAGGAAAGAUGGGAACUAUGGAGAAAGUAUAUAUGGCGGAAAAUUUCCAGACGAGUCACCAAAGCUGAAACAUGAUAGCCCAGGUCUUCUAACAAUGGCGAUUGCUGAUCGUGAUACACGGGGCUCUCUAUUCAUGAUCACUUUUAAUGAGGCUCAUCAUCUUGACAGGAAAUGUAUUGUAUUUGGCAAACUCUUUAAAGGGCACGAAGUCCUUAAGAAGAUCGAAAAUGCGGGUAAUGAAGAAGGAAAACCAGAUGUCACUGUUAAGAUAGUAAAUUCUGGCGAAAUGCAUGGGAGUCGGCGUAAAAGGAAGCACAAGAAAUCUUCAAAGGAGAGAAGGAAGAAAAGAAGACGACACUAUACUCCAGAAUCAGAUAGUUCUACAGAUUCUGAUUCUGAAUCUUCUGAUUCUGAUAGUGCUUCUGAUUCUGACAGUGAUUCCGAUUCGCUCAUCUCCUCAUCAUCUGACACUUGCUCAUCCAGUUAUGAAAGGCGUAGCAGAAAGAGGAAGAGGUCCAAGAGAGAGAAACAUCGACGUGGGAAGAGAAGGGAUAAGCGCCGUGAAAGAAUGCGCAAGAAGCGUGAAAAGAAAUUAAAGCGCAAACUUAAAAGCUCCUCAGACGGUCACUCAGAAGGUGAGAGCAAAAGCAAUUCUGAAGGUGAUGCAAAAGUUCGUGGACUAGAAGGGGAGUAUAAAAGCACCGGAAAGAUACCCGAUGGAAAUCAGUCUCAUUCUAUUGAAGACAGGCAAGCUGCAUCUGUAAACCCGAAGAAAGGAGAGACUACUGCUGCCCCAAUUGAGACAGAAGUGGAUGAAUUUCCAAAAGAAAAUGGUGGGCAUAAAAAUAAUGUUGUUACACGUGAUAGAUCCGAUAAGAGUCCAGAAAGACAACCUGAUGUUGUAGACAAUAGCCCAAGCAAAUCUAGGAGCAGAAGUCCAAGCCCCCUUAAGAGGGCCUUGAGUAAGAGCAUGAGCAUUAGUCCGAGGCAGAGUUUCAGUGAAAGCCCUAGACGCAGUGUCAGCAGGAGCGCAAGUGUUGGCCCAAGCCCAAACAGUCGCAGUGCAAGUCCCGUGAAACGUGGAAGCAGGAGCGCGUCCAGAAGUAUCAGUAGAAGCCCUCCAGCAAGACGCGGCAGGAGUGUUAGCAAGAGCCCUUCUCCCCCUAUGCCAACAAAUAUUCGAAGGGGAAGAAACCGGAGUUCUACACCAAGAAGCGUCUCGCGUAGCCCACCAAGAACCUCUUCUAAGAAAUCCUUGAAGUCACAGAGUCGAAGUCCAGUUAGGUAUCCUAGGAGUCCUAGCAUGAGCCCUAUUAGGACUUCUCGAAGGAGUCCUAGCAGAAGUUCAGGCAGGGGGGUUGCUUCUAGAAGAGGUCCAAGUCGCAGCCCAGUUCGAGCUGCACCUUACAGAAAGAGUCAGCGUAGCUAUUCAAGGAGUCCUGUAAGUGCAGGUCGUAGGGACAGGUCACCAAGAUCUGGUCGUGGAAGGAGCUCAUCCAAGAGCCCUUCUGUUGAUGGGGGAUCUCCUAAGCGUAUUAGAAGGGGAAGAGGAUUCAGUGAGCAAUAUUCCUUUGUUCGCAGGUAUAGGAGCCGGUCUCCUGUUAGAUCAUCAUACCGCUAUGGCCGCAAUGAUCGUGACAGAUAUACAAGCUACAGGAGGUCACCUAGACGCUACAGGAGUCCAAAAGGAAGAACACCUCCUAGAUAUAGGAAUGGCCGAAGCAGGUCUCGUAGUGUGUCACGCAGCCCAAUACGUUACCGUGCACGGCGUCAUAGCCGAAGUCCCCUUCGAAGCCGUUCUCCACCGGGUAGGUUCCGUCCUUCACCACGUGCUGAGAGACAGCGCAGCAGGACUCCAUCGGCAGGAUCAAGGUCGUCUAGCAGAUCGCGAAGUCCCUCUCCUCGUCUGGGAAGUAGAGAAAAGUCAGUCUCACACUCUAGGAGCCCCCCUGCAAAGGGUGGCUUGGUUUCCUAUGGUGAUGGCUCACCUGACUCUAGUAGAGAUUGAACCCAAUGCGUGGGCUUAUGCAUGGGGAAAUAUUUCCCCAUUGGUCAUUUGCGGCUCGUUUAUUGAAAAAAAUCUGUGGGUUUAUUUCUGUGCUUACAUCCAAUGUUAGAAUCUUUCUGGACUUAAUUUGGUGUGAUGGUAUAUUAAUAGCAGAAUAAUUUACGCAUUAUCGUGUUGUAGUGAAUGUGUUUAGACUCCGAGGCGUCUUUGCCUUGGGCAUGACUUGGGUAAAAAUGGGAGAUCAUAAAUUUUGUGAUGUUUUUCAUAUUUAUUUGAACAUUUUCUGAUUUGAUGUUUUGCAUUAUUCAUGCUUAUGGAGACAUUCAAUAUUGCAUUA
This is a messenger RNA of Cuscuta epithymum, 2821 nucleotides long. Lineage: Eukaryota; Viridiplantae; Streptophyta; Magnoliopsida; Solanales; Convolvulaceae. The record is from the annotation of a GenBank genome assembly.